AUGUCUGUAGAUGUUCGGGAAAAAUAUUUGCCAGAUACUGGGCAAAGCUUAACCAAACACAUUAUUGAAGUGCCCUCUUGCGUGACACCGUCUGAAGCGAAGGGUGACCAGUCCGUCACAGUAGAAACGCACAAGGAAUUCCUUGCUUUUUCUGGGUUACUGGAUAUGACAACCAUUGUAUCCGUUGGUUCAAAUGUGUUUGUGGGUGGAGGGUUGGAAGAUGUAGUCAACACAUGGCUGUGCUCCAGGAGAAGCCCCAGCACAGAGGGGGGCACCGUGUGGCCCUCCAGCUCCCCCCACAGCCCCGCCGGCUUCCCACUGACUGAGCAGCUGAGAGCGGCCGGAGAUACCAAAACUCCAGCAGGGAGGUGCCAUCUGCAGCACCGGGGGCUCCGGCUCUCCUCUCCUCACCGGGUUCCCUCACAUCCCACUGGGAAGCCGCCUCACAUCCCCGGGCUCCCUCGCCCCGCCAGCCAGAGCCGAACCCGAGCCGGAGAGCCCCGUGUCCCUGUCAGCCGACUGGAGACUGAACCCCUCCCUGUCAGAGGUCGCGGGAGCCGCCGGGAGAGGAGCGCGUGUGACUGGGACUCCAGCCUGUGUCUCCUGUCUGCUCUGCUGCUCCGCAAGAUUUUAGCUACCUGAAACCAAAGCUGUCUUCAGAUCUUCCAGCCAUUACAGACCGGUCAUUGUCUACCUCACCAAAGUGACUCUUCCAUCGGUAAGAGGAUCCAACAGACCUUCACUUCUGUUAUCCCAUUCUUUCCUCUGUUUGGAUCUUACUUACUUUAUUACAGAGUGAUUCUAAAAGCAAAAUAUAUUAUCCCCAACCAAAGGUUUGGGCUAAUAGAGCCACACUCCGGUAGGUGGUAACCGUAGACCUAGCCAGCGCUAGCAC
Xenopus laevis (African clawed frog) is the source of this 895-nucleotide messenger RNA. RefSeq lists its product as uncharacterized. Bases 1 to 642 code for a protein of 213 amino acids. The transcript is spliced from 4 exons. NCBI's taxonomy places the organism in Eukaryota, Metazoa, Chordata, Amphibia, Anura, Pipidae. The record is from RefSeq and is a predicted model, not a curated record.